GGCUUGCCAAGCGGUGCCAUGUCCGUACCCGGCAUCUGAACCGGCGAACCCCAGACCCCUGAAGCAGAAGUGCACACUUAACCACUGUGCCACUGGGCCAGCCCCUGGAAUAUUGUUUUUGAGAGAGUAAUCAAAGUACCAAAAACCCAUAGAAAUUGUUCAGAGAGAACCAGGCUUCCUUUCCUCUUUCCUUCCUGAAGGGAUUUAUGAUUUAAUGCAUAUAUGGACAUCCACAUAAGUGUUUACAUUCUUUCUUUUUGAAGAUUUUAUUUUUCCUUUUUUCUCCCCACAGCGCCCUGGUACAUAGUUGUAUACUUUUUAGUUGUGGGUCCCUCUAGUUGUGGCAUGUGGGACGUCGCCUCACGAUGGCUUGAUGAGCAGUGCCAUGUCCACGCUCAGGAUCUGAACCAGCGAAACCCUAGGCCCUGAAGUGGAGCGCACGAACUUAACCACUACAUUUUUUCAAUGUAAAUAGGAAUAGAUUGUAUAGAUUUACAUGGAAAGUCACCAAGCAAAUCCUCCCCCAAUAAGGUUGACAGAGUGGGAGCAUCCUGGCCAGUGCUCAAGGCUCUGUGUGUCUUGCUUCUGAGCCUAGCAGGCCAAGUAAGGGGAAGAGAUAGGGUUAAGACAACUCUUCUCAUCUCUCCUUUGGGUUUUUACCACAGCAUCUGCUGACUGAUGAGAGCAGGUACCAAAUCUAUCUCAUUCAUGUGUGGUUCCUCUGAGAUUUGCAUAGUGCCUACCUGGCUCAUGGUAGAUGUUGAACACAUAUUUAUUAACCCCUUUUAAAAAAAUAAUAGUAUUCUUUUCUUAUUUGCUUGUGUGUGAACCUUGAAUUGCCUAUCGAACUAGGCCCAGCACACCGCCUAGCACAUACUACUAAAUGUUUCUGAAUAGAAUUGAAUGAUAGUGGGAAAUGUAAAGCAGAGAGAAGGAUAAGAUGAACUCUACCCUGUCGGUUGGAAUGAAGGGAACACACCAAGAGACUGAAAGUGGGAGAGGGGCGUGGCAUCCACAGCAGAGAAAGAGAUGAUCUGCUUCCUCUCUUCCUCCAUCCUGUGUCCAGAAAGUUGAGAAAGAGGUGAGGUGAGGUCAGUAGUUACCAGAGAGGAAAUAACUGGCCUUGGCUGAGAGAUUUUGAUCAGAAGCAAUGCAGCAGGUGUUUUGAUAGUCGGACAAUGGCGUUGAUAUUGCUCCUCUUCGCAGUCCAAGAUAGGCAGAAGGGAGGGACUAUUUUCAGUCAAGAAAAAUGCUUAUCACUUCCUCAGAACAUUUUGACUUUCAAGAAAGACUGAGAUCAAGCCUCAGAGAGAAGGGCAACUCUGGAUGGUGAUGGUCAUUCUACUUCCUCCAUGUGGGAUACCGCCACAGCAUGGCUUGAUGAGCGGUGUUGCACAAUCCAGAAUGAAUAUCUUCUUUGUAGCCAUCCUUGCUGUGCCACUUAUCCUAGGACAAGAAUAUGAGGAUGAAGAAGUACUGGAAGAGGAUGAUUAUUAUCAGGUGGUCUAUUAUUACACAGUCACCCCCAAUUAUGAUUUAGUGCUACCUUUUUCCUUGUUACCACUGAUUUUUUCCUCCUCCCCAGAUGACUUUGGUGUAAAUUUCACUGUUGAUUACUCCCUGUUUGAGUCAGAGGACAGGCUGAACAGGUUGGAUAAGGAGGUAAUGGAACCAGCAGAGACUACCAUUAGUCCUGAAACAGAACAUGCAGACCAUCAGAAGCCUGUAACGGUGAAACCAGUGACAAUGGAACCACAGAGUCCAGAUCUGACUGAUGCUGCAUCCAGUCUGCAGAGUCCUGUUCCCCUCCUCCUGUCCUGGGCCCUCGUUCAGGGCGGGAUGUAUUUCACGUAGAAGGAGAGAGAAGGCUGCUACGACUCUUUGGAUGGGGAUUUGGGAAGAUGAAAUUGGAAGAUAAAAUAAAUGAAAUAAUCUGGU
Molecule: messenger RNA, 1938 nt
Organism: Equus quagga
Lineage: Eukaryota; Metazoa; Chordata; Mammalia; Perissodactyla; Equidae
Gene: C13H1orf54
Product: chromosome 13 C1orf54 homolog
Exons: 8
Coding region: 1327-1854 (175 amino acids)
Source: RefSeq, a predicted model, not a curated record